GACAGGUCGUUAGUAUUAUCGAAAAUUAGAAGACUAGAGUAGCCCGAGUAGCCCUGUCCAAACGUCCGUCAGAUUUGGACUGAAAACUGAAAAGCACCAUCAGAUCUGCAAUUUUCGUCUCAGCCCUGCCCUUUACUAGCUCAUCUGUAUCGUUCUUGGAGGGGAUUCUUCACUCCUUUCUCUUUUGCUAUUUGCAGCGAUUUAUAUUGGACUGCGAUUGUUUUUCUGGCUUGGUAUAAAAAUCAUAUUAGAAUUAUUUCCAGUUCGCCGAAAGAAUUUCUUUUAUGUAUUGGUUUUGGUCACUGAGCUCUAAGAUCCGUAGAAAGAUCAAUUCAUGCAGUGGAUGGCGUCGUUUCCUCCUUUGUUUCUCCCUGCUGCUUAUCAUUUUUCAUCUCUUCUCUGUUCUCGAAUUACGUAACAACUCAGCUAUACAAGGUUCCCAGAAGAAACGAAAUAACAAGUCUGAUCAUCUGGUUCUUGGUCCGGCUGCUGGCCAAGGCUUGCCUAAUCGAUUGCAAUGCCAAGGUUCCAGAGCUCUCAACAAGACCCAUUUGCUAAAUCCUUCCAGUGCUUCCAAUGUCGGAGAAAGCGUUGCCUUUGUUACUGUCUUUACCAUUUACAAUACGUCAUUGGAUUCUCAUGCUGACAGUAGAUCAUCAAAUUUGGUUACUGUUGGGAAUGUUUCCUACAGUAAGACACAGAGGUCAAUGGCCAUUUUGAAUAUCUUUAUCAAUUUUAUUCAGGUGACGAUGCCUCGAAGCAGUGUUAUCAUUCUAACUGAUCCAGAAUCUGAUCUCUCACUGCAGAGAGAUAAAGUCUCUUUGUAUCCCAUCGAGGGUGAAUAUUCUCGAGACAAGUUGAUGCUUCAAAGAAUCAGAUCUUACAUUACUUUUCUAAACACAAGGCUCAACGGACUUGCACAGCAUCCGCAGCAUAAAAAUCAUUACAUUUUCACCGACUCAGAUAUAGCAGUGGUUGAUGACUUAAAACACAUUUUUCACAAAUUCCCUAAUUUUCAUCUGGCCCUCACCUUCCGGAACAACAAGGAUCAACCUUUAAAUUCUGGAUUUAUAGCAGUAAGAGGGACCCCUGAGUCGAUUUUAAGGGCAAAGAUCUUUCUUGAAGAAGUACUAGAAGUAUACACUUCAAAAUAUAUGAAUGCUUCUCGAAUGCUUGGGGAUCAGUUAGCUCUUGCUUGGAUUAUAAAAUCACACCCUAGUUUUGAUUUACGGAGAUUUAGGAAAGCACAGGCUUUUGUAGAAGAAGUUGGUGGUGCAUCAGUGCUAUUUCUGCCAUGUGCUACCUAUAAUUGGACACCACCUGAGGGUGCUGGGCAAUUUCGAGGAAUGCCCUUAGAUGUUAAGGUUGUGCAUUUUAAGGGAUCAAGAAAACGCUUAAUGCUAGAGUCUUGGAACUUCUUCAGUUCUACUUCUGACAUUUCUGAUAUGUUGUGCCUUAUUUUAACGAGUGGGAGAACUAAAUAUGAUUUUUGAGUUAUAAUAUAGGUUUGGCUUGCCUCUAGACCAUAAGUGAGUUUUGUAAACUGCCGAUUUUCUUGAAAAGAACAGCAAGGAAAAUUUUGGUUUUGUGCAUCA
Molecule: messenger RNA, 1595 nt
Organism: Jatropha curcas
Lineage: Eukaryota; Viridiplantae; Streptophyta; Magnoliopsida; Malpighiales; Euphorbiaceae
Product: polyphosphatidylinositol phosphatase
Source: RefSeq, a predicted model, not a curated record